AUGAGACUGUCACCUGUCAGCACCACGGACAGCGCCAGGGCGCCCGUGUCCGAGGCCUUGCCCCCGGCCUGGGGCACCACCACUGCGGGCGGCCAGGAUGGCAGCCAGACCUUGGCGCGGCUUUUAUGGGCANCCUGGGGCACCACCACUGCGGGGUGGGCACUGGGCGGGCGUCCAGCUGCAGGGCCGGGACGGCUGGUGCUUGUCUCCGGGACCAGGCCACUCAGCCCACUCUGUGCCUCUCUUGCAGGUCAGCUGGCCGCCGGCACCUGUGAGAUUGUGACCCUGGACCGGGACAGCAGCCAGCCUCGGAGGACGAUUGCCCGGCAGACCGCUCGCUGUGCAUGCAGAAAGGGGCAGAUCGCGGGCACUACCAGGGCCCGGCCCGCCUGUGUGGACGCCCGGAUCAUCAAGACGAAGCAGUGGUGUGACAUGCGUCCCUGCCUGGAGGGGGAGGGCUGUGACCUGCUGAUCAACCGGUCCGGCUGGACGUGCACACAGCCCGGCGGGCGCAUCAAGACCACCACGGAUCAGGAGGACGGGCCCUGGCAGGAGAUAAAUAAAAGAUGUGCUCUGGCCCAGGAGGUGCCCAGAAAGUCACAGGCAGACACCAGACUCGUGCCUCCGAGAAACAUCGGCGUCGCUAACAGCAGACCUGUGGCCAACCUGGAGGGGAAGGCGGCCACCGGGGACCCAGCGCCCACCUGA
Miniopterus natalensis is the source of this 708-nucleotide messenger RNA. The record is from RefSeq and is a predicted model, not a curated record. Lineage: Eukaryota; Metazoa; Chordata; Mammalia; Chiroptera; Miniopteridae.